AUGGCGGUCUUUGGGCGGGUCAGAAAUCUUAGUUCCUUCUCUACCCAACGCGGGGGAUCCCUCCGGCUCCUCUCCUUGUUCGCGUCCUCCUCUUUCAGAAGCAACCCAGAUCCUCCCGUCCCGUUCCCAUCUUUCCCGCGCGACAAAGCGCAACUCUACGCCUCCUUCUUUACUACACUGAUCGAGGCCUACUUGUCGUGCGGCCGAGUUUGGCAAGCGGAGGACACAUUCUACAGGAUGCGGCAGCUCGGGCUGAACCCGAGUCUUCGGCAGUGGAACCGGCUUCUGUUCAAGUUCAAUUCCUCGGGGCUGAUUCCUCAGGUACAGCUCGUGUACGCGGAAUUGCUCCGUUGUCACAAGACAUUGAACGUAUUCUCCCACAAUGUCUUCAUCCAUGCCCUUUGCAAGGCGGGUAGAUUGAAAAUCGGCUUGGAAGUGCUCAGAUCAGAGGAAAUCGACGCUGUUACGUUCAACACUUUCAUGUGGGGCCUCUGUGAGGAAGGUAUGGUGGAAACCGCAGUUGGAUUGCUGUCAGAAAUGGUCAAGAGGGGCGUCGAGGUGGAUUCGAUCACUUGCAACACCUUGGUCAAGGGUUUCUGUCAGAAGGGUUCAUUAGAAAAUGGCGAAUCCUUGAUGGGAAUGCUGGUUAGCGGCGGAAUCGACAUGGAUAUUGUUGGGUACAACACCUUAAUUGAUGCGCACUGUAAGCUGGGGACAGUGAGUGAUGCCGUCAGCUUGAUGGAGGAUAUGCGGAACAGAGGGUUGGCGGCCGAUGUUAUCAGUUACAAUACUUUGGUCAAUGGAUUUUGCAGAACUGGGGAGCUGGACAUGGCCAAGACUCUGUUGGAAGAGAGGACUUUGGGUAUGGAACCUAAUGUGGUGACAUACACUAAUCUCAUUGGUGAGUAUUGUCGGCAAGAUGGCCUUCAAGACGCGUUCUCAUUGUACGAGGAGAUGGUAAAGAGUGGAAUUCUGCCUGAUGUUGUGACGUACAGCUCCCUCAUAAAUGGGUUGUGUAGGAGUGGCAGACUUUCUGAGGGUUAUCUGCUCUUCAGGGAGAUGGAGAAGAUGGGUGUGACCCCGAACCACGUUGCAUACUCCACGCUUAUCCAUUCCUGCUUCAGAGAUGGAAGAUUUUCGAACUCCCUUGCUCUUCAGUGUGAAAUGGCCGUCCGGGGCAUCCCGUUUGACAAGGUUCUGUGCUCUACGCUACUCUAUGGGUAUCUUAAAAUGGGAAGACUCGACGAAGCAGAAGAGAUAUUUCAGACGAUUUCAGAUCAUCAAGGUGUUAAUCGUACUGUUGUUUGCUCUGAACUGGUUGAUGGAUACUGCAAGGCUGGGAGAAUGAAGGAUGCAGAGUUAGUGGUGAGUGAAAUGCUCACAAGGGGCAUUGGUGCCAAUGUCGUUACUUACUCUUCCCUCAUCCAUGGAUACUGUAAGAAUCAAAUGCUCGACGAAGCUUCUGAUUAUUUUAGGAUCAUGGAAGAAGAAGGCGUCCCCCCAAAUAUUUAUAGUUUCUGCACGAUGAUUGAUGGGUUUUUCAAGAAUGGCAGAGAAGCUGAGGCCCAUCAGAUUUACGAGAAAAUGGUGAAAGAUGGCCUGAGAGAAAAUGAGUUCGUGCUUGAUGUACUGGUUAAUGGGUUGAGGAAAAAUGGGAGGGUGGAGGAUGCUUGUAAGCUAUUUAAGGAUGUGGUCGACAAGGGCUUGGUCCCUGACCUUGUCAACUACACUUCUCUAAUGGAUGGUCUCUUCAAAGCAGGAGAUGUAUCAGCUGCUUUCGGGGUUGGGCAACAAAUGAUGGAUAAAGGACUGACACCGGAUGUUGCCGUGUAUAACGUCUUCAUAAACUGUCUCUGUAAGCUUGGCAAAACUGAUCAGGCGAUGUCUUUCUACACCAAGAUAUUAGAUAUGGGUCUGUCUCCAGAUCAUGUCACAUACAAUACUAUGAUCGGUUCUCUCUGCCGAGAAGGAAAGGUGGAGGAGGCACUUAAUGUUAAAAGUGAGAUGACAAAAACUGGGACGAACCCUAAUAUCACCACCUAUAAUGCUUUGAUUGGGGGGCUGUUGGCGGAGAGGAAGGUGGAGGAAGCAAUGGAUUUUCUGAAGGAAAUGGCUUCUGCUGGACUGCACCCAGAUCCCUCUACUCAUAGGAAGGUCCUUCGUUCAUGCUCCAUGGCCAGGAACAUCGAUUCUAUUUUUAGAAUGCACAAUGAAAUGAUCAAGAUGGGACUUGCUGUUGACAGAACCGUAUAUAAUUCACUCAUCUUCAGUCUGUGCCUUGUUGGAUCGACGGGAAAGGCCACGGCGGUGGUGAAGGAUAUGGUGGAAAAGGGAAUUGAAGCAGACAUCUUCACUUACAAAGCCCUCAUUCUGGGGUACCACAGGAGUGGGCAUCUGAAGAAGGCAUUCGCCGUGUAUAAUGAGAUGCUGGAGAAGGGACUAAUACCAGAUGUAGCGACUUACAACACAAUGCUGCAGAGUCUCUCGACUGCUGGGUUGAUGCAAGAGGCCGAGGAGCUAUUGAUCGAAAUGGAGAAAAAGGGUACGAUCCCGAAUAGCAUCACCUACAAUACCAUGGUCUCUGGCCAUGCAAAGAAGGGCAACAAGAAGGAAUCGAUCAGGCUGUACUGCGAAAUGGUCCAGAAAGGCUUUGUUCCCACAGUAGGUACCUACAACGCACUCAUCAGUGACUUUGCCAGGGUUGGAAUGAUGAAUCAAGCCAAAGAGCUUUUUAAUGAAAUGCAGAGGAGGCGUUUAACACCAAGUUCAUCGACGUAUGACAUUCUAGUUAGUGGCUGGUCGAAGGUCUCUAAUGGUGCUGAGGUGAGGCGACUGCUGACGGAAAUGAAUGAGAGAGGGUUUGUUCCUCAUGCCACCACUAUUGGUAAUAUAAGCAAUACUUUUGCGAAACCAGGGAAGAAACUGUUCGCCAAGAACCUCUUGAAGAGCUUCUACAAAAGAGAGUUUUAA
Molecule: messenger RNA, 2970 nt
Organism: Spirodela intermedia
Lineage: Eukaryota; Viridiplantae; Streptophyta; Magnoliopsida; Alismatales; Araceae
Source: the annotation of a GenBank genome assembly